CGUGACCGGCGCGCGCCAAUGGCCCGGCGGUCUCCUGGGCGACGCGGAGGGUCUGCGCUCCCCCGCCGCCGCCGCCGCCGCCGCGCCCCCGCCCCGCGUCCGCACUGCAGAGAGCAGUGGCGAGCAGGCGCCGGCGCACUGGCCCACGUGCGGCGCGGGGAGAGCGAGAGGGAGCGGCAGAGCAAGCGAGGGAGAGCGGGGCUCAGGGCGGCCGACCCCGUCGCAGCUCCGCGCCGCCCCGUGCCUCUGUCGCUGCGACCUGGACCGGGAAGGACCCCCGCCCCGGGAGGAGGCUGUGGAGUUACCUGGGCCGUGCUCCCCGAGUCCUAGGUUCCCGCCCCAAUUCACUCCCUUCCCAGGGCCACCCUGGUCUGAGCCCGGAACGUUUCCUGCCCCUAGUAGCAGCCCCACACGGGCCGAGAUUGCAGGCCAUGGCGGUGACGAUGCUGCAGGACUGGUGCAGGUGGAUGGGCGUCAGCGCCCGCAAGGGCCUGCUUAUCCUGGGCAUCCCUGAGGACUGUGGUGAAGCCGAAUUCCAGGAGUCCCUGGAGGCCGCCCUGUGGCCUAUGGGCCACUUUACCGUCUUGGGCAAAGUGUUUCGAGAGGAGGAUAAUGCCACUGCAGCCCUGGUCGAGCUUGACCGGGAAGUCAACUAUGCUUUGGUCCCCAGGGAAAUCCCAGGCACCGGGGGGCCCUGGCCCGUGGUCUUUGUGCCACGUUGCUCAGGCGAGGAGUUCCUGGGUCGUGUGUUUCACUUCCUGGAGCAACAGGGCCAGACGGUGGAGAGUGUGGCGGGCGCCCUUGGCCUGGGGCUGCGCAGGGUGUGUUGGCUCCGCUCGGUCAGUCAGGCGGUCCAGCCCUGGGUGGAGACGGUGAGGUAUGAGCGCCUGGGCCUGUUUUCUGGGAGGGACCAGCCAGCCCCAGGGGAGGAGUCCUUUGAGGCCUGGCUAGACCACACCACCGACAUGCUGCACGUGUGGCAGGGGGUCUCAGAAAGGGAGAGGAGGAGGAGGCUGCUGGAAAGCUUGAGGGGGACGGCCCUGCAGCUUGUGCAUGGGCUCCUGGCAGAGAACCCUGCCAGGACAGCCCAGGACUGCCUGACGGCUUUGAUCCAGGUGUUUGGAGACAACGACUCCCAAGCGACCAUCAGGGUGAAGUGUUUGACUGCUCAGCAGCAGUCAGGCGAGCGCCUCUCAGCUUUCGUCUUGCGGCUGGAAGUCCUGUUGCAGAAAGCCAUCGAGAAGGGUGCCCUGGCCAGAGCAUCUGUCGACCACGUGCGCCUGAGGCAGGUGCUUACCAGGGCCAACCUUAUAGAGCCUCUGGAUGAAGCGCUGAGGAAGCUGAGAAUGGUGGGGAGGUCUCCAACAUUCCUGGAGAUGCUGGGGCUGGUUCGGGAGUCUGAGGCAUGGGAGGCCAGUCUAGCCCGGAGCGUGAGAGCCCAGGCGGGGGAAGUGGCCGGUGCCCAGGCUGAUGCCCAGGCUGUUGCCAGAGCUAACGCUAACGCAGAGGAUGAGAAGGUAGAGAAGGAGGAGGUGCAGGUGGAGGAGGAGGAGGAGGAGGAGGAGGUGGUGGAAGAAGAAGAGGACAACGAUGAUGAGAAUGGCCAUGACCCCGCUGCUGUAGGCCUCGAAGGCCUAGGUCAGGCAGGGCCCACUGAGGCCCCCGGGGGCCCCUCCCCAGCCCAGAUGGGCAGUGCAUCUGGGGCCAGCCCAGGGGGUCCUGGCUGGGUGCCUGAUAGCCGUGCCCAGGCAGCAGAGCAGGAGGCCGAGGAGCCCCCGCUGGAGGGGCUCAAACCCAUCCCGGAGGAGUCAGAAAACGAGGACGGGGCUGGGGACAUGAAUCCCCCCGAGUCCUCCUUGGGCAAAUAGGCUCAGAAGGCCCAGGGAGGGGGCCUCCUCUCCUGCCCUCUCAGGCAGCAGGGUCCUGGAGGCAGGGGGAAGGAGUCCACGGCCUCCACCCCACCCCACAUGGAGAGCAGGGCCCCGGGAAGGGCCCGCCCAGCCCAAACCAAGCCUCCCCACAGGCCCCAUCUCCCCCACGGGGCCCCAGCCACCACCCCCGGACCUUCCCAGUGACCCACAUAACCAUGUUUGCCACCCAGUGGGGAGGGGAGAGGUGCCCCUGCCAUGAUACCACCACACCUCGCCCCAGCCUCAAACCCUGCCAACUCGGGCAGCCGGCCUGAAAGCCCUUCUGCGGGGCCGGCUGUGGCCUGGGUGAGGGCACCCGAAGACAUCUGUUACCCAAGGUGGACUGGGAGGCCUUUGGGAGAGGCCAUCUCAGAAGUGCCGGCUGCCUGGGCCUUCUGAAGGGGGCCCCCAUUCACCAUCCCUGGGGCAGGCUGUGUGCCCUUUUCUGGGAAGCCCCCCCGCCCCCCUUAUCUGUGUAGGCCCCAUAGUGACCCAGGUGUCCAGCAUACACGGCCACCAGCCACCAUUCGUGUGCAAAGCUGCUGUGUGUGUGCUGGGCCUGGGGCACGUGCUGUGAGCUUCAGUGCCAGCCCAGGCUCUGCUCGCUGCAGUCCUGCAUCGUGAGCUCAGCCUCUGCUUCCUCAGUGUAGAUGUAGGCUGAUCGCUGCCCAUCCUUGCGCAGAUGUGUGUUCUUACCCGAGCAGCUCCACCCCGGAAACCCCCAGCACAGUCCCAGGAGGUGGCGGGAAUGUGCGUCCCCAUACAGCGGGGAGAAGAGCUGGACCAGAGACAAGAAGGGGGGCUUCGAGAGGCUCCCUAGGGACUGUGCCUUGGCGUCCCACCCCUGUCGUCCCUUGUGACUCAGUUUCCUCGACUUAGUGGGGUGUGUCCUGCUGUUAUUUCUGGUGUCCUGUGACUGUCCUGUGUGGGUCGUGGGGCAGGGCCACGCCCCAGUGGGUGGGCCAUGAGGGGCUUCCCUGAAGUGAGUGGCCGUUGCCAGGGUCCAGCGUCCUGGCAAGGGGCAGAUCGGGGGCUGGGGUGGCCCGGUUCCCGUGGCCUCUAGUGGCGGUUAGCAGUUGCUAUCUGUGUUGCUGUUCCCGUCUCUACAGUGGUUGCGCUAAAUGUUUCUCUUCAAUAAAUUGCAUUAAAUACUCCA
Molecule: messenger RNA, 3066 nt
Organism: Nycticebus coucang (slow loris)
Lineage: Eukaryota; Metazoa; Chordata; Mammalia; Primates; Lorisidae
Product: paraneoplastic antigen-like protein 6B
Exons: 2
Coding region: 432-1868 (478 amino acids)
Source: RefSeq, a predicted model, not a curated record